Messenger RNA from Oncorhynchus gorbuscha (pink salmon), 1168 nucleotides. Its product is annotated as BCL2/adenovirus E1B 19 kDa protein-interacting protein 3-like. Gene Ontology annotation, biological process: positive regulation of apoptotic process; mitochondrial outer membrane permeabilization. Gene Ontology annotation, cellular component: mitochondrial envelope; nucleus; mitochondrial outer membrane. The transcript is spliced from 6 exons. Lineage: Eukaryota; Metazoa; Chordata; Actinopteri; Salmoniformes; Salmonidae. The record is from RefSeq and is a predicted model, not a curated record. The coding region runs from base 258 to 812 and encodes 184 amino acids.
UUAUGUGGAAACAACGUUGAUUCAACCAGUGUGUGCCCAGUGGGUCAAGUCUGUUUUGUUUACCUCAAUCUUCUCUGCACGUGAGUAGGGAGGGAGUGCUGGCGGAUUAGCGUGCUCUGAUCAUCACAGUCUACGUGCUACCAUAACAACAGUGAAUGAAGAAAGGCAGUUUAGAAUACAGUUUUCUCCUCAUUGCUCGUGUUUGUCAGUGUGAGAAUCUCUCUCUCUGAAUUUAAAUCAUCCUUCGGCCACUAACCAUGUCUCUGUCAGGUUCGCAGACUCCAGAGGACGGCUUGUACGAGUCUUGGGUGGAGCUGGAGGAGCUGCUAUCAGCGGUGAGCAGCAGGGAGAGUCUGACAGGACACGAACAGGACACAGCCUCCUGGGCCCUGCAGGGGGAGCUACAGAGGAUCCUGCAAGAGGCACAGCUCGAGAGUAAAGACAGUCCUCCACAGGUGGUGACUCCUCCACAGAGUGUUGCUUCCCCUCCCCACAGUGAAGGCAGCAGCAGUAUAGACUGUGUUACCAUACAGUCCGAAGAAGAAGGGGAGAGGGGGCUGAUUUCUGAGUGGGUAUGGGACUGGUCCAGUCGGCCUGAGAACCUUCCACCAAAGGAGUUUGUGUUCCAGCACCCGAAGCAGCAGUCAGGCUCCCUGAGUGUAAGGAAGAGUGAGGUGAUGAAGAGAGGCCUGUUCUCCUCCGACAUCCUCAUGAUCCUCAUCCCCUCACUGCUGGUCUCACACAUUCUCACACUGGGAGUGGGGAUAUACAUAGGGAAACGAUUGGCUGCCUCCACAACUAGCACUCUGUGAUAUAUGCUUCAGGGUAGCGCUCCCAUUUGUUGACGGCAGACCAAUAGGAAUGGCAGCCCUUGCCACAACACACCCCUUGCCCCUCUCUCUCGCUGUCAUGGGGCAACAUAGGACCAGGCCUUUCUUUACCACUGUCUCUCUGUCUGUCUCAAUAUGUCUGUCUGUCCACCACCCACCAGCACGUUGUGUGUCUGUCCAUCAGUCAGUCACCCAACAUCUCUGAAUCUGUGAUUGUCCCAGGGCCAGAGAGAGAGUGUGUGUGUGUGUGUGUGUGUGUGUGUGUGUGUGUGUGUGUGUGUGUGUGUGUGUGUGUGUGUGUGUGUGUGUGUGUGUGUGUGUGUGUGUGUGUGUGUGUG